UAAUUUUCUUGGGGGGGAAGGUGGAAGGAUAAAUGGGAGACAAAGGCCCAAGUCCGCCGCAGAGCUCCAGAUCUUAACAUCCACUGUGAAUAGCAGGUUCACGAGGACGAAUCGACGAAGUUAGCUUGGAUAGAGAGAGCGUGAGAGAGAGAGGCGAUAGUGGAAAGCGCGCGCGCUCGCGCUAGAGCGAGAGAGAGAGAUUAUAGAAAGAGUUGAAGAUUUUGGCGUUCAAUCAGUAAUCUGCUACUUAUAGGUCGAAGAGCGUAUUUGGAGCAAAAGAACGGAGAUUAGGAUUGGAUACGCAAAUCUGAGUUUUCUCUUUGCCGGGUGUCCAUAGGGAUGCUGGAAGGCCAUUCCUGGUUAAUUUCGAGGGCCUUACCAAGCUCCUGUGAGCAAGAAUCCAAGCUAGCAUAUAUGACCAAUCAUCUUUUGGACAGAACCAGGAACAGAAAAUCUCUUGAUAUUCUACCUGGAGAUCCAGUUGAGGUUGUUAACAAGGAUUGGGGAAGGCGGAUCAAGACUGUAAAAUUUUCUGAUUCAUCUAAAUGUAAUCCUGAUUACCUUGAUUCAAAUAACCUCAUCAGCCCAAUUGGACGAGAUAAUUCAAUUAGCUGCUUGAUGCGGUGUUCUCGCUCUGAUUAUGGUGUCCUUGCCUCUCUUAACAGUGGUUUUCGCUCUCUGAUCAGAAGUGGAGAACUCUAUCGGCUUCGUCGACUGAAUGCGAUCACAGAGCAUUGGAUAUACUUCUCAUGUAACGUGAAUGAGUGGGAAUCCUAUGAUCCAUAUUGUGCCCGGUGGAUUAGUUUACCCAGAAUGACCCAUAACGAGUGCUUUAUGUGCACGGACAAAGAGUCCCUUGCUGUCGGUACCGAUCUCCUUGUAUUUGGGAAGGAAGAAAUUGCCCACAUUGUGCGGAGAUAUAGCAUCCUUACAAACUCAUGGUCGCAUGGUGUUACAAUGAAAUCUCCUCGGUGCUUAUUUGGAUCUGCAAGCGUUGGAGAGAAGGCCAUUGUUGCAGGUGGAAUUGAUGCCCAUUGUACUCUAUUAAGCUCCGCAGAGCUUUACAAUUCUGAGACACAAACUUGGACAACUCUGCCAAGCAUGAACUUACCAAGGAAGAUGUGUUCAGGUGUAUUUAUGGAUAAGAAGUUUUAUGUUAUUGGAGGAAUGGCUAGUAAUACCGAAUUGCUUACUUGUGGAGAGGAGUUUGAUCUUGAGAAAGGCACAUGGAGGCUUAUUCCUAAUAUGUCAUUGGGCUUGAAUGGAGCUCGUGGUGCACCUCCGCUUGUCGCGGUGGUUAACGAUGAGCUUUAUGCUGCACAUUACUUGCAUCAAGAAGUGAGGAAGUAUGAUAAGCAAAAUAACAUUUGGAUCACCUUGGGGAGGCUUCCUAGGCCGGUGUCGAAGAAUGGGUGGGGACUUGCAUUCAGGGCAUGUGGUGAACAACUUGUAGUCAUAUGUGGUCCAAGGACAUUGGGUGGAGGGGUGAUUGAGCUCCAUUCAUGGAUUCCUAAGGAGGGGCAGCCACCAGUGUGGAAUAUGAUUGCUAGAAAGCAAUCCGGGAGCUUUGUUUAUAAUUGUGCUGUGAUGGGUUGCUGAUUUGUUGGGUGUUUUUAAUGCAAAUUACACAUCUGUUCUAUGGAGCGGAAAGCUGGCAUAUACAGGGCACCAAAUACUGAUUCUUGGCGAUUGUUGAUGCCUGGCUAUUUGGAAUUCCUGAUUGUACUUGUGAACUCUUUUCCUCAGUGUAACUUCUGAACUUCAUUGAUUACUUUUGGAGUUUUUUUUAUCAUUCCUCACAUUGAAUUGGGGCUUAAAGAAACUAAUCUUCUACCCCAUUUUCUCUUAGGGUAGGUAUUUUAGAGGUCUUGGGAUCCUUUAGUUCAGUGCUGAUCAAUAAUACAAUGUGGUUUAUCCUCUCUUUAA
Molecule: messenger RNA, 1926 nt
Organism: Dendrobium catenatum
Lineage: Eukaryota; Viridiplantae; Streptophyta; Magnoliopsida; Asparagales; Orchidaceae
Product: F-box/kelch-repeat protein At1g74510
Exons: 2
Coding region: 340-1599 (419 amino acids)
Cellular component (GO): nucleus
Molecular function (GO): protein binding
Source: RefSeq, a predicted model, not a curated record